AGAUGUCUCCGAUACCGGAAAGGGCAAAGCUACACAUAGCUAUGGUGGUGUUUCAGUCAGGGUACGCAGGGAAUCACGUGAUCGUGAGAUACGCCCUAAACUUGGGAGUAAGCAAGCUCGUCUUCCCACUUUACCGCACCAUAGUUGCUUUCUCUGUUCUUGCUCCCUCUGCUUACUUCAUUGAAAAAAAAAAGAGACCUGCGUUGAACAAGAGUCUUCUGGUUCAGUUCUUCCUUCUUGGACUAAUCGGAAUAACAUUAAAUCAAGGAUUUUACAUCUUUGGAUUGGACAAUACUUCACCAACAUUUGCAUCAGCAACUGAAAAUACUGUUCCUGCUGUUUCAUUCCUCAUGGCCGCCUUACUCGGAAUAGAGAAAGUGGGAUGGAAGAGGAAAGAUGGUAUAGCAAAAGUGGUGGGCACAGUUGUAUCAGUGGCAGGAUCUUUAGUUAUAACGCUCUAUAAAGGACCAACCAUUUACCAACCGAGUCUGCGUUUAAUGAACCAACACAUGAAAGCUGAAGAAGCAGAGGAGCAAAACAAGAACUGGACGUUGGGAUGUCUUUGUUUGAUGGGUCACUGUUUAUGCUGGUCAAGUUGGAUUGUGUUGCAGUCACCAUUGCUAAAGAAGUAUCCAGCUCGCUUCUCCUUCGUCUCCUUUGCUUGCUUUUUCGCCGUGUUACAGUUCUUCGGAAUCUCUGCUUAUUUCGUGAGAGAUCUAGAGAGGUGGAAGAUAACGUCAGUAGGCGAAGUAUACGCGUUACUAUACACUGGAAUAGUGGGUUCAGCAAUGGUGUUUGCAAUACAAAUAUAUGUAGUGCAGAGAGGAGGACCUCUGUUUGUAUCAGCGUAUUUGCCUCUACAAACUUUAAUUGCUGCUGUUUUAGCCACUCUUGCUCUUGGUGAACACUUCUACCUUGGAGGACUGAUUGGUGCAAUACUAAUCAUGAGUGGACUGUACUUAGUCGUGAUGGGAAAGAGUUGGGAGAAUCAAGAAACUCUUCUUUGUCAACAACAACAACAACAACAACAUAUGAUUUCUUCAGCAUCCGAAUUUGGUCAUGAAGAAGACUACCAUAAUAAUAAUAAACCAAUAUCUUCUCUUUAUCAACCAUUAAUUUCUUCCUAAA
Capsella rubella is the source of this 1128-nucleotide messenger RNA. Its product is annotated as WAT1-related protein At3g53210. Gene Ontology annotation, molecular function: transmembrane transporter activity. The coding region runs from base 3 to 1127 and encodes 374 amino acids. Gene Ontology annotation, cellular component: plasma membrane. NCBI's taxonomy places the organism in Eukaryota, Viridiplantae, Streptophyta, Magnoliopsida, Brassicales, Brassicaceae. The transcript has 6 exons. The record is from RefSeq and is a predicted model, not a curated record.